AAUGCCCAUUUCUCUCUCUCUCUCUCUCUCACACACACACAGACACACAAAUAAAUUAGUAAAUAAAUAAGUAAAACUUGGAUCUGCAUCCGGGCCCACAGUCAUGAAGAUGGCAACCCACAUGACUUUGGCUUGGUUUACCACAUUCCUGUCACUGAUGAUAUUCCAGAGGGAAGUGGAGAUCCUAAUGCUCCUCAGUGGCAUCCUGACGAUGAAGAGCCGCAGGUCCAUCACUGUGGAGCAGCAUGUGGGCCACGUCUUCAUGUUUCAUGACGUGGCCAGUGCAAUUCUUUUCUUACGUCCAGGUGUUUGCGUGGGUCAGCAGCACAUCACGCUCGGUGCUGUUCCUGACGACCUGCCAGCCCCUCUGUAUAUGGGUCCUGAGUACAUCAAGCACUUCAGUGAUAAAACCAUGGAUGAAGAACUGGAAUGGGACAAGAGAGUCACUUGGCUUGUGGAGUUCUUUGCCAAUCGGUCUAAUGACUGCCAAUCAUUUGCUCCUAUUUACGCUGACCUCUCCCUCAGGUACAACUUUACAGGGCUAACUUUUGGGAAGGUGGAUGAUGGAUGCUACGCUGAUGUUAGUACAAGGUACAAAGUAAGCACGUCACCCCUCAUCAAGCAACUCCCUACCCUGAUCCUGUUCCAAGGUGGCAAGGAGGUAAUGCAGAUUGACAAGAAAGGACGAGCUGUCUCUUGGACCUGCUCUGAGGAGAAUGUGAUUCGGGAACUCAACUUGAAUGAGUUAUACCAAAGAGCCAAGAAGCUAUCAAAAGGUGGAGAUAAAAUCCAAGAGGAGCAGCCAGUGGAGAAGGAGCAAAGCAACAAGGACAAAUAGGGGCCCCACCUUGACAUUGCUUGCUCCCCUGUCAAUGCCAUCUUAGAGGCCAUGCCCCUGCUGUUACCACAGCUGGUCUAGAGGCUCUGAGCCUGGGUGAGGCCUGACCCUGCUUCUGAUUUUGAAGAGUCAUUCUCCUGGGAAUCAUCAAGCACUCUACUGCAAGGCCUGAUCCACCCUGGCCAACUGUUUCUCUGAGGGAGAAAUUUCAUAUGAUGGAAGUGUGAAAUGGUCCUUUAAACGUUGAGUUGAAGGACUCAGGAACCAGAUGGACGCCAUGACAGGC
Molecule: messenger RNA, 1124 nt
Organism: Jaculus jaculus (lesser Egyptian jerboa)
Lineage: Eukaryota; Metazoa; Chordata; Mammalia; Rodentia; Dipodidae
Product: thioredoxin-related transmembrane protein 2-like
Exons: 1
Coding region: 104-838 (244 amino acids)
Source: RefSeq, a predicted model, not a curated record